AUGAAGCGCCUGAGCAACCGUGCUGAGACUCACCUGACCGGCCAGACGGAGUGUGAGAUGGAGAGCAUGGGCAGCAGUGGCUGGGUGAACCCGGCCUACACAGACUCCCCUUUGCAAUUCCCCCGAGCUGUGAACACCAUCUACGACCCACAGCCGGUCUUCCAGAACACCAAGGACAGCGGGUACAAAUUGGACAAGCCAAGUUCCUUCAUUGAGGAACCGCUUGCUCCUGACCACAUCCAUGUGAAGAAAAGUCGAGGAUGCUGCUCUUUCAUCAAAGGCUUGUGGGGCACAACUUUGACGGAAAACACCUCCAACAACAAAGAGUUGUUUCUUCGAACUACACUGCGAGAGUUGGUGGUCUACCUGGUGUUUCUGCUGGACAUUUGUCUGCUGACGUACGGAAUGACCAGCUCCAGCACCUACUAUUACACCAAAGCAAUGACCGACCUGUUCGUCAAUACGGCCGGCGAAAGUGGGGUUAAGUUUCAAUCCAUCAACAGCAUGGCUGACUUUUGGACUUUUGCAAAGGAACCACUACUAGAUGGACUCUACUGGACCAGAUGGUACAAUAACCAAUCCAUGCACAACGGAGACCAGUCCUUCAUCUACUACGAGAACAUGCUGCUGGGAGUGCCGCGGAUGAGGCAGAUCAAGAUCAAGAACAACUCCUGCCACGUCCACGCUGACUUCCGAGAUGAAAUCAGCGGGUGUUAUGACGUCUACAACGACAGAAAAGAGGAUGAUCUGCAAUUCGGCCUCAUUAAUGGCACAGCUUGGACUUAUCACACUGAGAAGGAAAUCAAGGGCUCAUCUCACUGGGGCUUGCUGACCACUUACAGCGGUGCAGGCUACUACCAGGACUUGGGCCGCACCAAAGAGGAGAGUGUUGCCAUGCUGGCAGCACUUGUGGACAACCUUUGGCUAGACCGCGGAACUAGAGCCGUCUUUGUCGACUUCUCCACCUACAAUGCAAACAUCAACAUGUUCUGUGUCAUCAGGUUGGUGGUUGAAUUCCCAGCAACAGGUGGAGCAAUCUCCUCCUACCAGAUACGGACAGUAAAACUCAUCCGCUACAUCACCCACUGGGAUUACUUCAUCCUCGCCUGUGAGGUGAUCUUCUGCAUAUUCAUCCUCUACUAUAUUGUGGAGGAGAUCCUGGAGUUGAGAAUACACAAGUGCUCCUACUUUUCAAGCAUCUGGAACAUUCUGGACAUUUUGAUCAUACUGCUUGCUAUUGUUGCCAUCAUAUUCCACAUUUUCCGCACCGUCAAGGUUGACAAUUUGCUCGGUACACUCCUCGAACAACCUGAAAUCUAUGCAGAUUUUGAAUUCCUGGCCUUCUGGCAGACACAAUACAACAACAUGAAUGCAGUGAACUUGUUCUUCGCAUGGAUCAAGGUUUUCAAGUACAUCAGUUUCAACAAGACCAUGACUCAGCUGUCGUCAACGCUUGGCCGCUGUGCGAAAGACAUUUUGGGAUUCGCUGUCAUGUUCUUCAUCGUGUUCUUUGCGUACGCUCAGCUGGGAUAUUUGAUCUUUGGGACAGAGGUGGAGACAUUCAGCACCUUUGUCAAGUGCAUCUUCACGCAGUUCAGAAUUAUUCUUGGGGACUUUGAUUAUGACGCAAUUGACCGUGCCAACAGAGUACUUGGACCGAUCUACUUUGUCUCAUACGUGUUUGUUGUCUUCUUUAUCUUGUUGAACAUGUUUCUGGCCAUUAUAAAUGACACAUACUCCGAAGUGAAGGAAGAGCUCUCGUCCCAGAAAGAUGAACUUCACUUCACUGACCUCAUCAAACAGAGCUACAUGAAGACCUUCAUGAAGUUGAAACAUAAAAAUGACAAAAUAUCAGACGUUCAAAAUGCUCUACAUUCCGGAUCAGGCGAAAUUGAAUUCAAGGAUUUCAGAAGAACACUGAAAAGGAUGGGACACGAUGACCAUGAAAUCACAGCAGCGUUCUCUCAGUUCGACCGCGAUGGAAACCAAAUCCUGGACGAAGAAGAACAAAGAAAAAUGAAAACGCAGUUGGAGGAAAAGAGGGAUGCGCUGUCGGCAGAACUCAACAGUCUCGAGAAGAAGUACGAGAAGGAUUUACAGGAAACCGCCUCGAGUGACAAGAAUCAACCGUUAGCGGACCGUGAACACCUUUUGAGACUGAGCAGGCAGGUCAUCCAACUUGAAAACUGCGUGGCUGUCAUCAAUUCCAGAGUUGACUUGAUCAUGGACAAGCUGGGUUUAACUGACCCACCCGAGGGACACCAGCCCGCUACUGACCCAACUGCCUCAGGCGGAAGUGUGCUGGUGCCCAUGGAUCCGUGGUCGAAAGAUGAGAAGAACUCAAGAACGGCAGGUCGCAUCUACCCGGUGUUCAACAGUCAGAUGUGACCCAAACCGAAUUGGUCACAAACUCACUUUAACUGAUGCUAUCAUCUGGGGUCUUUUUUCUGCAAAUAUAUCCAACAAAUUAUUUAUUUUUAAGCGAUAAAUGUAGAUAUUGUACAAACAGUUGCUCAAUAGACUCACUGUUUAGGUGAACAUGCAUCUAUUGGUGUUAGAUGAGUAUUUGAGCCGCAAAUUAAACGUAGACAUAAAGCAGAUCUUUGUUAUAGAGCGCAUGAUAAUGAUCAAAUUUAAUUG
This is a messenger RNA of Synchiropus splendidus (mandarinfish), 2640 nucleotides long. It is a transcript of the gene pkd2l1, whose product is annotated as polycystic kidney disease 2-like 1. The transcript has 15 exons. The record is from RefSeq and is a predicted model, not a curated record. Gene Ontology annotation, molecular function: calcium channel activity; calcium-activated potassium channel activity; muscle alpha-actinin binding. Gene Ontology annotation, biological process: detection of mechanical stimulus; potassium ion transmembrane transport. Gene Ontology annotation, cellular component: membrane. Lineage: Eukaryota; Metazoa; Chordata; Actinopteri; Syngnathiformes; Callionymidae. Bases 1 to 2388 code for a protein of 795 amino acids.